Molecule: messenger RNA, 2589 nt
Organism: Loxodonta africana (African savanna elephant)
Lineage: Eukaryota; Metazoa; Chordata; Mammalia; Proboscidea; Elephantidae
Product: protocadherin alpha-11-like
Exons: 1
Coding region: 145-2589 (814 amino acids)
Biological process (GO): homophilic cell-cell adhesion
Cellular component (GO): plasma membrane
Molecular function (GO): calcium ion binding
Source: RefSeq, a predicted model, not a curated record
GGCACUCACCAUGCAAAAGGACUCCAUCAUGCCGGUUGCUACUGUUAAAGGAUCCUUUAAAACUUCUUAAAAAUUCAGCGAGAUUUUUAUCCUUAAUCUGGAAUAACUGGUUCUGUAAGGGUAAAGGAUCUUAUUUUGUGUGCGAUGUUGGAUUCUCAGAAAGGGAAGUCGGGCACUCGGGGUCUGCUAUUCUCGCUUCUGCUCGUCUCAGCCUGGGAGGCCGGGAGCGGCCAGGUCCACUACUCGGUCCCCGAGGAGGCCAAACACGGCACCUUCGUGGGCCGCAUCGCGCAGGACCUGGGGCUGGAGCUGACGGAGCUGGUGCCGCGCCUGUUCCGGGUGGCGUCCAAAGGCCGCGCGGACCUUCUGGAGGUGAAUCUGCAGAACGGCAUUUUGUUCGUGAAUUCUCGGAUCGACCGCGAGGAGCUGUGCGGGCGGAGCGCGGUGUGCAGCAUCCACCUGGAGGUGAUCGUGGACAAGCCGCUGCAGGUUUUCCACGUGGAGGUGGAGGUGAGGGACAUUAACGACAACCCGCCGGUGUUCUCCCUCAGAGAACAAAGGCUGCAGAUUUUUGAAUCAAAGCAACCGGACUCGCGUUUUCCGCUAGAGGGAGCUUCCGAUGCGGAUACAGGAGAGAAUGCUCUACUGACCUACAGAUUAAGUCAAAAUGAGUAUUUUUCUUUAGAAUUACCAACAAGUAGUAAGAUGACUAAAAGACUGUCACUUGUAUUAAAGAAGUCUCUGGAUAGAGAGAAAACUCCGGAACUUAAUUUGCUACUGACUGCUACAGAUGGGGGGAAACCGGAGCUCACAGGCACCGUUCAGCUCUUGGUCAGCGUACUGGAUGUUAACGACAACGAUCCGGAGUUUGAUCAAUCAGAAUACAAAGUGAGAUUGCUGGAAAACGCUGCUAAAGAAACUUUUGUGAUAAAGUUAAAUGCCACAGAUCGAGAUGAAGGAGUCAAUGGAGAGGUAACAUACACUUUGAUAUCAGUUAAGCCCAAUGGAAGACCCUUAUUUACACUAGAUGAAAAUAAUGGAGAAGUGAGGGUCAAUGGAACUUUAGAUUAUGAAGAAAACAAGUUUUAUGAAAUUGAAGUACAGGCCACAGAUAAGGGGAAUCCGCCCAUGGCAGGUCACUGUAUAGUGUGGGUAGAAAUCUUAGAUGCCAACGAUAAUGCCCCUGAAGUCACCAUGACUUCCCUGUCCCUCCCCGUACGAGAGGACGCUCAGCCUAGCACCGUCAUUGCGCUGGUCAGCGUAUCCGACCGUGAUUCCGGUGCCAAUGGGCAGGUGGCCUGCUCUCUGACGCCCAACAUCCCCUUUAAGCUGGUGUCCACCUUCAAGAAUUACUACUCAGUGAUGCUGGACAGCGUCCUCGACCGUGAGAGCGUGUCGACCUACGAGCUGGUGGUGACAGCGCGGGACCGGGGAUCACCUUCUCUGUCGGCCACAACCAGCAUAUUAGUGGAGGUGGCCGACGUUAACGACAACGCACCCACGUUCGCCCAGCCCGAGUACACGGUGUUCGUGAAGGAGAACAACCCGCCGGGCUGCCACAUUUUCACAGUGUCAGCGCGCGACGUGGACGCGCACGAGAACGCGCUGGUGUCCUACUCACUGGUGGAGCGGCGGGUGGGUGAGCGCACUCUGUCGAGCUACGUGUCGGUGCACUCCGAGAGCGGCAAGGUGUACGCGCUGCAGCCGCUGGACCACGAGGAGCUGGAGCUGCUUCAGUUCCAGGUGAGCGCGCGAGACUCUGGCUUCCCACCUCUGGGCAGCAACGUGACACUGCAGGUGUUCGUGCUUGACGAGAACGACAACGCGCCGGUGCUGCUGCCACCUGUGUCCCCCGGCGUGAGCGGCCCUGUGAGCGAGCUGGUGCCACUGUCAGUGGGUGCGGGCCACGUGGUGGCGAAGGUGCGCGCGGUGGACGCAGACUCGGGUUACAACGCUUGGCUGUCAUACGAGCUGCAACCGGCCGCGGGAGGCGCGCGCAGCCCGUUCCGCGUGGGGCUGUACACGGGUGAAGUGAGCACGAGCCGAGCCUUGGACGAGGCGGACGUGCCACAACAGCGCCUGCUGGUGCUGGUGAAGGACCACGGGGAGCCGCGGCUGAUGGCCACAGCCACCGUGCUGGUGUCGCUGGUGGAGAGCAGCCAAGCGUUGAAAACGUCGUCGCGGGCGUCAGUGGGAACCGCAGGCCGGGAGACGGCGCUGGUGGAUGUCAACGUGUACCUGAUCAUCGCCAUCUGUGCAGUGUCCAGCCUGAUGGUGCUCACGCUGCUGUUGUACACCGCGCUGCGGUGCUCUGCGCCGCCCACAGAGGGCGCGUGCGGGCCGGGGAAGCCCACGCUGGUGUGCUCCAGCGCGGUGGGGACCUGGUCGUACUCACAGCAGAGGCGGCAGAGGGUGUGCUCUGGGGAGGGACCGCCCAAGACCGACCUCAUGGCCUUCAGCCCCAGCCUACCUCCGGGUCUGGAUAGACAAGACAGAGAGGAAAGGUUGGAGGCAGGAUCAAAUCACCCUGAACAGGUGAGUUUUGUACAGACUCCACCUCUUCAGGAAGUCUACGUUAAUUUUUUAUAA